Messenger RNA from Spodoptera littoralis (African cotton leafworm), 1335 nucleotides. The record is from the annotation of a GenBank genome assembly. NCBI's taxonomy places the organism in Eukaryota, Metazoa, Arthropoda, Insecta, Lepidoptera, Noctuidae.
AUGAAUAAUACUGGAAACUCAACACACCAUGAGAAGCAGCCCAAGAGAAUGUUCAAAUUCAUAUCUUCAAUGAUGAAGACCAUAAUCAGUUUUAGCAGAGAUUUCUGUAAUGAGACCAGCAUGCAUGGCUUCAUCCAUAUAGCAGCUCCAAGAAGACAUUGGAUCGAGAGACUUUUAUGGGUUGUGGUGACUGUCCUAUGUGUUUGGGGUGCUCUGGACGUGGCCCUGGGUCAACUGCAGCGGUACAAUGAGUCCCCCACGGUGGUGACUUUGGAGAAGGACUUCAGAUCCUGGGAUUUCUUUUUACCAGCUCAAACUUUGUGUUUUAAUAAUCGAGUUGACAGCAAGAAGCUACCAGCAGUAGUUAAGAAGUACUUCGGAGUGGAACCCUCGGAUGACCAGUACCAGUCCUAUGUAAGGUUGGUGAAAGCCAUCGCCAAUUCUGACAUCCUCCACCUCCAGGGUUUCCAGGAGUUUGGUGAUAUGGAGACCAGCGUCGAUAUGUUUGGUGUAGCUGUUGAUAUAAUGCCAGAUAAUCUGAUCAAGACGAAGUCCUCAGACGGAGUCGCGUACCCGUGGAUACCCGUGAUGACGGAGGCAGGAGUCUGUCAUACUACAAACUGUUUGGCGGUCGCUGAUGUAGCUGUCGGCCCCCUGAAGCCAAACGCCACCGCAGGUUGGCCUGGUAGCUGUACCUACGCUUCUCUAAGCUGCUUCAUCAUCACGGACAUCCCUGCCAACGGGAGGUUCUACGUCCACUCCCCAUACGACGUCAUGGAUCUAUCGGUGGGCUGGACAGACAUCAUACUGACGUUGGUACGAACUACGGAGCUGAGUGUCAUGGAGUCUAGAUGUGGAAGGGGAGUCAAGGAUCUGAGUCCCUCCCGACGAGGAUGCUCCUAUAUGGAUGAGCCGAGAUUGAGUGGGCGCAAGGUUCACAGUACAAACACAUGUCGACUCGCAUGCAGGAGUAACCUGGCUAAAGAAUUAUGUAACUGUGUUCCUUUCUACUACUUUUACGAUGAUGGUCCACCCUGCACGCCAAAAGGCAUGUGGUGUUUAGCCAACAAUGCCCACAAACUGUUGAGGAACAACGACAAGAAAUGUUCCUGCGUCCCUCAGUGCAUGGACUGCAAUUAUAAGGAGAUGACUGUUGAAGAUCAGAUCUGGCGUAACCCUCCAUUCAACCUGCACGGCUCCAUAAAGUACUCCGUGCAAGCUCCUCAGACCAGGUACACCAGGGAGAUCGUGUUCCACUUCCAAGAUCUCGUUGGCAAGUUUAUUCAUGAAUAUGUUUGUCAGUGGUGUCUAAAUAAUCCUAGAAAGUACAUAUAA